Molecule: messenger RNA, 8081 nt
Organism: Maniola jurtina (meadow brown)
Lineage: Eukaryota; Metazoa; Arthropoda; Insecta; Lepidoptera; Nymphalidae
Gene: nocte
Product: protein PRRC2C-like
Exons: 14
Coding region: 232-6444 (2070 amino acids)
Biological process (GO): cell differentiation
Source: RefSeq, a predicted model, not a curated record
UUUGUGACGUCACGCUAUUGAUUGUAAAAAGGAGAUCGUCUUUUGGAGACGCCAUCUUAAAAUAAAGUGAUAUAAGUUUUGGUAGUGUAGAAUAGAGAUAAAAUCUAAAGUAAUCCUCCUUAUUGUAUUAGCAUUUGAGCUUAAAUAAUUUUUAUAUAUUAAUUCCUAGUGUAACGGACCAAGUUUUUGGUCGGUGAGAGGGUGACCUCCUGAUGGUGUGUACAUCGCAGCAUGUCUGCACUCUCGACGCCGGGCGGCGGAGGCACUACGGCGCAGAGCAAGCCGACGUCCGGCAAGCAAAAGUUUCAGAAAUUGGACAUCAAUAGUCUGUACUGCGCCAACAGGAACGAAAGCUCCGAACCAUCCUUGGCAAAAUCUCAACUCAGCCGUAAACAUGGAAUGCAAAGUCUUGGAAAAGUACCUUCAGCUAGACGCCCACCAGCCAAUCUUCCUUCUUUGAGAACUGAAACUGGUCAAGAUCCUAACGCUAAUACUGUCUCUACUGUUACUACAACUGUAUCUACUCCAGCAACAUGCACCUCUCAGACUAUUACGACAGUAUCAAACAGCGGUGUGGUUGCGGGCACAGGCUCAGCGGGAUGGGUCCCCCUCCCUCCACCUUCUUCGCCACAUUUCCGCACAGAGUUUCCAUCGCUGGAGGCUGCAGCUCAACCCUCACACCGUUCUUCAGAUCAUUCUGUACCCCAACCACAGCUCAGACCACAAACGGAAGGCAGCUGGACGUGCGGUGGCACGGUCGGCGCGCGGCCCGAAACUACAUCGUCACCCGUCGCCGCGCCCGCCUCCACGCCUGCCGCACAGCCAACACCCGCUUACCGCGCUAUUCUGCCGUCCUUCCUGAUGAAAGGUAGCAACGGUACCGGGCUCGGUUUGGGAACAUUAAGCUCACUUCGGGAUAAUAGAAGCAGUGCCGGCAGCGCGAGCGGCAACUCUAACAAUAACAACGCGCCGGGCCCGCGACAGGCGCCGCGAGCGUCCGCCGCGCCUCGAGCCGUCGAGGUGCUCACGGCGCGGCCUAUACUCCGCGAGGAAGAGAUAUCCUCGCUCGACGACAUCUCUCGUGAUGCCGGAUGGGCACAACACGAUGAUAUCGAUUAUGACCAAAAACUUGACUUCUCCGAUGGUGAAUCGUCAACUCCGACAAUGAAAGGCGGCAACAAAAACAACCGGACGAGUAUUGACAACGAACGUAUGGAUCCUAAAAUUCAGGUUCCCGACGAGGAGCAGCUAUGGGCGGAGCGCCGACAGAAGCAGAGCAACGAAGUGGCCCAAGCGGUCGCGCGCGCGCGCCAGCGCAAGGAGGAGGAGCAGAGGAGGCAGUUGCGGGACUCGCGCGACUCGCCGGCCGCGCAGCCGCCCAAGGGAGACAGGAACGACCGCGAGCGCAAUGACAAUCGCGAAAGAGAUUUCGAUGCGAGAGAAAAAGAUAGAAGCGACAAUAGAGACAAAGAUAGGUCAGAAAGUAAAGACAAAGAUCGCAAUGAUUUUCGUGAAAGGGACUCGAGAGAUAAGGAUCGGUUGGAUAAUAGGGAUCGCGAUCGAGACCGCUUCGAUAACAGAGACAGAGAUCGCGAACGUGAAAAAGAGAGACUGAUAGAUAACAAAGACAGGACACGGUCAGACAAUAGAGAUCGCUCGGACAGCGAGAAAGAUAGGGACGUGCGAGACAGGGAGCGUAACGAUAACAGAGACCGGAACGAUAGAGAUCGUCAAGAUCGGGAUAGAUAUGACAGAGAUAGAGAGCGGAACGACAGGGAUGGGCGCGAUCGAGCUGAACGAGACAGAGGUGAUCGUGGCCGCGAUUUUAGAGACAGGGACCGUGAAAGAGAUUACGCGCGCGAUCGCGAUCAACCCAACUCGACUCCUUUUUCUAAAACGUUUCAACAAACCUUGCCUCCGCGCUUUUUGAAGCAACAGCAAAAUCGACAACAAGACGAUCAACACAAAGCAUGGACGUUUCCCAGCAAACCGGCUCCGCGAACUCAAGAACCGCACCAAUACAAUGCUCCUAGGCACAAUGCGAACCACAACAAUAAUCGCCGCUCUUAUUCCAGAGAUUAUUCAGAUCGGGAAGAUGAUGUUAGAAGAGAUAGAGAUGGACCAGGUCCUCAAUGGAGAUCAGAAAUGCAAGAUUAUGAUAGAUCCGGCCGAGACUUGGAUAGGUCGAAUUCUAAAGAGUCAUACAAAGAAUUCAAUGAGUACAAGGAUAGAAGAAAUGAUCCAGAGAAAAAAUCAAUCGAUACAACUAUUGAGCAUAGCAGUAGAACUGCUGCAGAUAAAUUAACUGAAGUUUUUGAGCGAAAAAGUAUAGGUCUGACUGAGCCGUUUGCUUCUGUGGAUUCAUCUACCCAACCUCAAGUAUCGGAAAGGCGAACAUCGCCGCCGUCGCACGCUGUGCAAUCGCAACGGGAAUCGUUAGAAAAAGAUUUUAGUAAAGCAUCAUGGGCUGAAGUUACACAAGAGGAACAAAGCAACACAAUUGCAGUAAAACUGUCUACGGAGAAAGAUGAUCCUCUAAAACCAACGGAACACAAUGAGCCCAUAAUCAAAGAAAAACCUGAUAUACUACCUUUACAGCAAAAUCCAUCUACUAACAUAAAUCUUAAAACGCAGAACCAAUCAAACAAUUAUCAUAAUAACCACACCAUAUCUAAUAUUCAACCUGUUUCUCAUUCUGGCCAGACUCAACAAGCUAAUGUAACUAAUUCUCAAAUUAAUAUUCAACUUCCAAUCUCUUCUGCUAAUCAAUCUCAAUCCUCAAUAUUUACUGAUUCUCACUCUAUUCCUAAGUCUAUUCUCAACCAACCUCCUCCUAAAUCUAUUAACUCAAGUGAACUACUUUCCAAUCCUCAAAUACAUAAGCCCCCAGUUCAAGAACAGACUUCACUAGCCCCAGUAAAACCAACUAUUCUUGUGCAGAAAUCAGAAAAAGAAUUGUCAGAAUCUGAAUCCCUUGCAUCAAAAUCAAGCACAGACCCAUCUGCAAUAACAGGAAAUAACCAAGUUGAUUCACAUUCUGUUGAAAAUAUCCAAGACUCUUAUAAAAGACCUUUAGAUGAUAAAAAGAAUGAAAGGUUUAAUCUUGAACAGUUAAAUAAAAUUCCAGUAAAAGAACCAGUUGAAAGGAAAUCUAGUGGCUCUGGGUCGGAAAAGAAAGGCAGAGGGUUUGGUAGUGGAGGUUACAACGUUUAUGGUAGAGGUUGGGGAUCUAGAGAAUCUCGUGGACGACGAUCGCAUAGAAGCUCACGUUCAAAUAAUAGAGCAAGUGAAUCUGACGGCUCUACAGAUGGAACUAAUGUUGAACGCAAGGAACGACGCAAAGCCCCGCGUAGUCCGCGUGGUCUGAAGAAACAGGACAGGCAGGAUGACAAUCAGGCAGCUACUGAGCAAGGACAGCCAAUCACAGAUGGUUUAGAAAAUAGAGAACCGUUUGCGCCGCGGGGACAGCCUUCUCGACGUGGAAGAGGCGGAUUUCAAGGUACCAAUAGACCCCCGGCGCCUGCAAAGCGUUUGGCUGGAUAUGGGCCACCCAAUACAAAAAGUCCUUUUAGCCAAGCUAACAGGGCCGUAAAAGAUCACGAAGAAAGUAAAGACAACCUUCAAGAUGAUAAAGACGGUAAAGGCAAUAAGUCGCGUACUGGGUCGUCAUCUAGGAAAGGACGCGAUCGGCGCACAAAAGGCUUUGGUGGCCCCAAUAGUGGUGAGGACGAAAAUUGGGAAACCACAUCAGAACAUUCCGAAAGUGGUGGUGUACACCAUCGCUCCGCUGGCGGGAGGCAGUCAGCACAGUCUUUCAAGGGACAAAGUAGUGGUCGUAAUCAGAACGCCAACAACCGACAAAAUAAUAAUCGUAGCCAACAGGCAGCUAAGAAGGAAGGAGACAGAAACAAAAAUACUGAUAUUACAGAGGCUAUUAGUGAUCUUAAGAUAUCCACUGCAAAGAAAGAUGAAGAAGUUGUUGAUGAUGGAUUCCAAGAAGUUCGUAAUAAAAAGAAUUCUAAAGAAACCAGAGGGCCUACUAAUACUGUGAAAGAUGAAAAGCUACCUAGAUCUCGUUCAAACCAAGGUAGUGGUAGAAAUGGUUCUUCUACAAGAAAUUCCAAUGAUAAAUCAAUUACUCGUGGAUCAGCCCCUGUUACUGGAAAGCCGACUUCACAAUAUGAUCGUCCGCGACAAGCUAAUUUGGCACCAAGAUUCGUUAAACAAAGGCAGAAACAGCAAAUGGGAUUAAUAUCCAGUUUCAGUCCUGAUACAAGCGCCGCUCCGCCGCCGCCUCCAGUGAAUGCGUGGGACAAGCCUAUUGCUCAGACUUUGCGCGGUAGUGUUGAAGAGCCCCCAGAAGUUGUCGAUACUAAAUCCAGUCAGUCAAGCCAGCGCAGUACUCCGGGCGACACAUCCGUUGAAAUGAAGCCUAUUGCAACACCAUGUGCUCUGGUAUCUGAUAAAACCGGCGUUCUUGAUGGAACAACUCCUCCUGUAGAAACAAUUAUAUUUGAGAACACUAAUUAUAAAACUGCACCCCCUGCUGAGGCCUUAAAACAAAAAUACCAACCAAGCGCAGCCACGGCCAAGCCUCAGGGAGAAGAGGUUCCGCCCGAAAUGGAAGCGAGACCGUUGGCAUUUAAUGGAGAUAUGAGAGAUGUCAGACCACGUCCUAGGUCAAUUCAGGAACUCAUGGGUGAACCUGGCAGACCGGUAUCGGAAGCAGAAGGGUCACUCGGUCUGCAGAUGGCCUUUGAUGCCUCUCAAAAAGCGGAAGAGUCUGAUAUGAAACUCGAUUUUGCCUUCGAUUCUGAUCUCGGACAACUCACUGAAGACAAAUCGGCGAAAACACUGGGACUGCCGCGCGGCACACACAUGAGCACUUCGAACACUAUUUCGGCGGCCGAUCUCAAUUUCAAAAUCGCCAGUGUUAAGAAGGUGUGGGAAAUGCCUGCAGUGGUGGAAGGUGGUGAGGAAUUACAGUUUGCUGGACUCGAAGAAACCAACACUGAGACUGGUGCUCCUCCCAAUGUUUGCAAAGUGAAGCCUACUCAGCAGUUACAGUCGCCGCCACCGUCUCACUACAACCAUGUUAGCUACCAGGGAGGUUACGGCGGCCUGUCUGUCCCAUCACCUCCAGCCGUAUUGUUCAACUCGACCCAACCGAUGAUUAAUUCUUCCCAACAACUGCAGCAGCAAGGUGGCUUAUAUGGUGCCUUUUUAGAUCAAACGCGCACACAGUUCGGGGGAUUCCCUGGAACGCCGUACGGCGCUGGCUCAGCUACGCCCUACAAUUACCAGCCUCCACCAGACAUGUUUCAGAGUCUUCCAAGUCAAUACCGCAUGAAUUAUUUCCAGGGCCCAGCAGGCAGUGGUGCAGCAUUUGGACAAUCAGCACAAUUGGGAAACAGCCCGAGCACUGUCCUCAUAUCAAGUACUACCAACACGCAUAUGUCUACUGUUAAACCUUCGACUCAACAGAUUGGUGCUAUUGGAAGCAAAGGCGGCGGCGUAGGCGGCGUGGGAGGCGUGGGCGGCGUGAACACGUUCCAGCAGCAGUACCUGGGCUACUCGGGCCCCGAGGCGCAGUACUCGCUGACGGGGCUGCUGCCACGGGCGGCGCCGCCCGCCACGUCCUACUACUCGCCGUACCAGCCGCCCGCGGCGCCGGCGCCCACCUACCCGCUGCAGUUCACGCAGCCCGCGGUGCAGCAGUCCAACGCGUUCAGCUCGCAGUUCAUCUCCACGCAGCUGCACGCCGCAGCGGCCGCGGCCGUCCAGCAGAUGCAGCAACAGUACCGGGCGCCUCCACUGCAGACCCAGUACGCGCCGCCGCAGCCGCGGCCGCCGCCACAGCAACAGCUGAAGAGCCCACUCCACGAGCACGCCAACGGCUUCGCGCCGCUGUGCGACUCGGCCUCGCCCACGCCCAAGGGCGCGCCCAAGCCGCAGAAGCCGCCGCACUCGCCGCCGCACAAGUACCACGCGCCGCCGCCGCACCAGCAGCACGUGCAGCACCCGCCACCCUCGCACACGCCGCACCAGCACCACCCGCAUCAGCAGCAUCCGCACCAGCAACACCAACAGCACCAGCAGCACCAACAGCAACUAGUGGGUGGCGGAAACAACGGUCGCGGUAACGGAGCGGGUGGCAACGGCAACGCGAUGAACCGCGGCGGCAUGGUGGCGCCGCGCUACCCCGCGCCCAUCCAGCGCCCGCACGCGCCCGCGCUGCCGCUGUACCGCGCGCCGCCCGUGCAGGCGCCGCGCACGCACCACGCGCCGCGCCCGCACCUCUACUACCACCACCAUCAGCGCAAUGGUGGAGGUGGCCCAGAACGAGUAACGGAAGGAGUGGAGGUGGUGGCCAGCGUGGAGGAGGCGGGCGACAGCGCGCCCGCGGGCGAGGCGCCCGUCCCCGCCGAGGUGAAGGCCGAGUGAGCGGCCGCCGCUCCACCGCGCCCGCCACUAGGGCGAUGUAUUGCACCAGUACGCGUACACUGGAACCGGAUCAUCGACCGAUUUCGGACCAGCAGGUCGAUCAUGAAAAAGCUGCAUCGAUUAUUGUUGGUCUAUUUCACGAAGACCGUUUGACUAUGUGUACACGUACACAAUGUUAAAGUGCGUGGCACUUCGGCCGCAAUGUGAUUUACGUUACGCACACAAAUGCGUUAACGCUUAUCGGUACACUCACUACAAGCAAGGCUGAGCGGUCAUCGUGAAAUAGAACAUCUAUACAAUUGUUGUGGAUUGGCUGAUGUUAAGGUAUUCGUUUUGCGACAAUGCAUUUGAGCCAAUUGUGACAAAGUGUUUACCAAAUCAGAGGUGAUUGUGAUGUAGCUGUCAAACAAUGGCGGCCCCCAGAACUAUUCGGACUUCUCGGACUUUCAUCUGCAUAUACUGCUGCCGCACUCGGACGAUGCUGAUCUUGACUGUGUAGUGCCACUGUGAAGCGUACAAAGUGAAGAUGUGUUAUCAAAAUCGAAUAUUUUGAAGAAAUGUACCUUCUAGUAAAUUCGUACAUCCAUUCAAUACGUCGACGUUGAUGACGUCGCUGUUUUAAAAACAACUGGGCUGACUGGACUUUUGAUUUUUAGAAUGUUUGUCCCAGAGUGCUGCCCUAUUAUACACACUAAUUAAUUUUUCAAUAUUCAUUGUUUAGAUUGAAAUACACGUGCACUAUAAUUACCCGGCAAACUGGCAAGAGAUCCAGAUAAGUUCGGACUCUUCGGUUGAUCGGUAAUUAUCGGGCGUCAUCGGACGAUACCGGUUGUAGAAAUGUACGCGUUCUCUUUUAUUUACAUACGACGACCGUACGACGCCCGAGCGUCCUCCGCCCGAUGACGGAGUAAGCUAGAACCGCACUACAGAGGUGCGGCCCUUCCUAAACGCACUGUACUGCAGCGGUGCGACAGCAUGCGGCUGAAUUAUUCAGUUCUUGGUUAUCUGAUCAACAAAAUGGACGAAUUAUUGAUUGAAGAAGUGAUCAUGGUGGCUUUCUUGUGUGGAAGAAGCAGAAAAAUAAAAAGUUGCGGGUUAUUCGUGAACCCCCGCCGCGCGACAUAACAUUUUUAUGUCAUGCCGCGCCCCUUUAGUGCGUUUCCACCUUUAGGUGUACGCAAGUUAGACUUAGGUUUGCGGUAUUUUAAGACGUAAAUUAUGGAAGUGUUUUGAAGAUUCGUAGGAAGUGAUCGCCCCCGCCGCGAAGCUGACCGGCGCCGUAACAUUCCGCGGGUGGCGUUUCGUUGUAUGUAAAUAAAUCGGACUGACAUCCGGCUGUCUAAUUGACUGUUAUGUUUUAAGGAUAUGUAUAAAAAGCGGUUCGCCUCGCUGCGUACGUCCGAUGCAUCGCGGGGACGCACAUCGUACGGCGGACGACCCGUGCACCCACCGGCUUCUCCCACCAGUGGGUGCACGGGGAAUUCGAAUUUACCCCGUACACCCACUGUGUUAGGGUAGGAAUUAAAUCUACAAAUAUGUUGAUACAUCGUAUCGAUAAAAAUACACUAGCUUUAUACUAUUGUUCCUUGCUUGCUGCAUUUUAUCCGAAGGACCAACAUUAACGGUCGGUAAUCGAA